Molecule: messenger RNA, 502 nt
Organism: Babesia bovis T2Bo
Lineage: Eukaryota; Apicomplexa; Aconoidasida; Piroplasmida; Babesiidae
Product: G10 protein family protein
Exons: 2
Coding region: 2-454 (150 amino acids)
Biological process (GO): mRNA splicing, via spliceosome
Cellular component (GO): nucleus; spliceosomal complex
Source: RefSeq, a predicted model, not a curated record
AAUGCCGCGCAUUCGUACGCUAAACUCACGACCACCGCCAGAAGGAUGGGACGUGAUAUCCGAUACCCUGGAUUCUUUUGACGAACGUAUGAAGGCCGCAGAACGCGAAAGCGGUGAAGGUAAAAGACGCAGCGAAGUACAGUGGCCCAUAUUUCGUAUCCACCACCAACGUUCACGCUAUAUUUACGACUUGUUCUAUGUCCAGAAGGCUAUAUCAAGGGAGCUUUAUGACUAUUGCGUAAGGGAAGGAUACGCCGAUCCAAAUCUUAUAUCAAAGUGGCGGAAACCCGGAUAUGAGCGCCUGUGCUGCCUACGUUGCAUCCAAACUGCAAACCAAAACUUUGGAACCACCUGCGUAUGCCGUGUACCAAAGCGUGACCUCGAGCCGGGUAAAAUCAUAGAAUGCGUACUCUGUGGGUGCCACGGAUGCGCAUCGUGUGAUUUUGACGACUAGUCAACUUUUUAAAAAAUCGCAAACAACAAGCCUAUGGCAAAGGAAGUG